Molecule: messenger RNA, 4337 nt
Organism: Urocitellus parryii (Arctic ground squirrel)
Lineage: Eukaryota; Metazoa; Chordata; Mammalia; Rodentia; Sciuridae
Gene: Ano6
Product: anoctamin 6
Biological process (GO): calcium activated phosphatidylserine scrambling; chloride transmembrane transport; calcium activated phosphatidylcholine scrambling
Cellular component (GO): plasma membrane
Molecular function (GO): protein dimerization activity; chloride channel activity
Source: RefSeq, a predicted model, not a curated record
CCUUCUGGGCGCCUAAUAAAAACCAGGGAAGUUCAAUCAUUCCGCAGCGAGCCUCGUCGGUGUCACUGGGCAUGCUCAGUCGCUGGCUGCCUCAGCUGGGCUUCCCGGAGCGCGGGCUGGGCAGAGCGGACCCAGAGCCUGAGUGACACGCGCGCGCCCUGCAGUCCCCACCCGGGCGCCCGGCCCGCGGAGAACCGAGUCCUUCCGGAACCCCCAACUUUGCGACAAGUUCGGAGCCGCCUUUUGGGGGAGACAUGCAAAUGUUGACCAGGAACGUUUUACUAGACAUGGAACUGGAGGAGGACGACGACGAGGAUGGAGAUAUCGGUGAUGAUCCUGCCUCCAAGAGGCCCUUUCUGACUCCUCAUAAGCUCCUCCCAUCCAGCCAGGUGUUGGAAAACUUUGAACAGACAAUUGUUCCCAAUUUUGGAUCWUUGGAAAGUCAGCAGGAUUUCCGAACCCCGGAGUUUGAAGAAUUUAAUGGAAAACCUGACUCCCUAUUUUUUAAUGAUGGUCAGAGAAGAAUCGACUUUGUUUUAGUGUAUGAAGAUGAAAGUAGAAAAGAGACCAAUAAAAAGGGUACAAAUGAAAAACAAAGGAGAAAAAGACAAGCAUAUGAAUCUAACCUCAUCUGCCAGGGACUGCAACUAGAAGCAACAAGAUCGGUUUUGGAUGACAAGAUUGUAUUUGUUAAAGUACACGCACCAUGGGAUGUAUUAUGUACAUAUGCUGAGAUCAUGCACAUCAAAUUGCCUCUGAAACCCAAUGAUCUGAAAACCCGUUCCUCAGCCUUUGAUAGUUUCAACUGGUUUACCAAAGUCCUCCGAGUAGAUGAACGUGUCAUCAAGCCAGAGCAAGAGUUUUUCACUGCCCCAUUUGAGAAGAACCGAAUGAAUGAUUUUUACAUUGUUGAUAAAGAUUCCUUCUUCAAUCCAGCUACCAGAAGCCGGAUUGUCUACUUUAUCCUCUCCCGAGUGAAGUAUCACAUGGUAAACAAUGUUAGCAAGUUUGGGAUUAACAGACUUGUAAGUUCUGGAAUCUACAAGGCGGCUUUCCCUCUUCAUGAUUGCCAAUUCGGCAGUCGGUCAGAGGACCCCAGCUGCCCUAAUGAAAGGUACCUUCUGUACAGGGAAUGGGCUCAUCCUCGAAGCAUAUACAAGAAGCAGCCUCUGGAUCUUAUCAGGAAAUACUAUGGAGAGAAGAUUGGAAUCUACUUUGCUUGGCUGGGCUAUUACACUCAGAUGCUCCUGCUGGCUGCAGUGGUGGGGGUGGCCUGCUUUCUCUACGGAUAUCUUAAUCAAGAUAACUGUACAUGGAGCAAAGAAGUUUGUGAUCCUGAUAUUGGUGGCAAGAUUGUCAUGUGUCCUCAGUGUGACAAGAUUUGUCCAUUCUGGAAACUGAAUAUUACUUGUGAGUCCUCAAAGAAAUUGUGCAUCUUUGACAGUUUUGGAACCCUGGUCUUUGCAGUAUUUAUGGGAGUUUGGGUUACCUUAUUUUUGGAGUUCUGGAAGCGGCGCCAGGCAGAACUUGAGUAUGAAUGGGACACUGUUGAGUUACAGCAGGAAGAACAACCCCGGCCAGAAUACGAAGCACAGUGUACUCACGUGGUAAUAAACGAGAUUACCCAGGAAGAAGAGCGUAUUCCUUUCACUGCCUGGGGAAAGUGUAUAAGGAUAACCCUCUGUGCAAGUGCUGUCCUUUUCUGGAUCCUGUUGAUCAUCGCUUCGGUUAUUGGAAUCAUUGUCUAUCGGCUCUCAGUGUUUAUUGUAUUUUCUGCAAAACUUCCCAGUGCUAUCAAUGGGACAGACCCAAUCCAGAAGUACCUGACUCCACAGACAGCCACGUCCGUCACUGCGUCCAUCAUCAGCUUUAUCAUCAUCAUGAUUCUGAACACCAUAUAUGAAAAAGUGGCCAUCAUGAUUACUAAUUUUGAACUCCCAAGGACUCAGACUGAUUAUGAGAACAGCCUAACCAUGAAGAUGUUCUUAUUCCAGUUUGUCAACUACUAUUCUUCAUGCUUCUACAUAGCAUUCUUUAAGGGGAAAUUCGUAGGCUACCCAGGAGACCCAGUGUAUUGGCUGGGAAAGUACAGAAAUGAAGAGUGUGACCCAGGUGGCUGUCUCCUUGAACUAACUACUCAACUGAUAAUAAUCAUGGGUGGAAAAGCAAUCUGGAAUAACAUACAAGAAGUCUUGCUUCCCUGGAUCAUGAAUCUAAUUGGACGGUACCACAGUGUUUCAGGAUCAGAAAAGAAAACCCCACGAUGGGAACAGGAUUACCAUCUGCAGCCCAUGGGCAAGCUGGGAUUAUUUUAUGAGUAUCUUGAAAUGAUUAUUCAGUUUGGGUUCGUCACCUUAUUUGUGGCCUCUUUUCCACUGGCUCCUCUGUUGGCUCUGGUGAACAAUAUAUUGGAAAUAAGAGUGGAUGCAUGGAAACUGACUACGCAGUUUAGACGCAUGGUACCAGAAAAGGCCCAAGACAUCGGCGCGUGGCAGCCCAUCAUGCAAGGAAUAGCGAUUUUGGCUGUGGUGACCAAUGCCAUGAUCAUUGCUUUCACAUCAGACAUGAUCCCCCGCCUGGUGUAUUACUGGUCCUUCUCCAUCCCUCCCUAUGGGGACCACACUCACUAUACUAUGGAGGGGUACAUCAGCAAUACUCUCUCCAUCUUCAACAUCGCAGACUUCAAAAACAAAAGCAAAGGAGAUUCAUUCUCUGGGCUUGGUGACUAUACCACAUGCAGGUAUCGUGAUUUCCGAAACCCGCCAGGACACCCACAAGAAUAUAAACACAAUAUCUACUAUUGGCAUGUGAUCGCCGCCAAGCUGGCUUUUAUCAUUGUCAUGGAGCACAUCAUCUACUCUGUGAAGUUUUUAAUUUCCUAUAUCAUUCCGGAUGUAUCCAAAAUCACGAGGAGCAAAAUCAAGAGAGAGAAGUACCUAACCCAGAAGCUACUGCAUGAGAGUCACCUCAAAGAUAUGACGAAAAACAUGGGAGCUAUCGCCGAGAGGAUGGUAGAAGUGGUAGAUAACAAUCUACGACCAAAAUUAGAAUGAAAGCUUUAUGUUCCGAGAAGCACUUUAAAGAAUUUAGCUCUGUCAAAAUAUAUUAUGAAUCACUAAUGAGAAUGUUUAAGUUAAAUCACUUUGGCAAACGUGAACCGUUAACUUUUGCCAUUUUCAUGUAUUUUAUUUUUCAGUUUCAGCUAGUGAUGCAAAAACUGAAGAAUAUUAAAACUUAUAUCAAGAAGGGCAUAAAACUAAUCACCUGGAAAACCUAAUAUGCUACCUUCUUUGGUAAAUUGGAAUUUUAGUAACCCAGUGUGCUUAGCAGCCACCCCUUGAAAGCAGAAUGGAUCCUUUUUUCUAUUUGAUUACUUUCAUCCCUUCCUAUUCUCAAGCACAUGAUCUCCUUUAUUUUUGUGUUUUUUUUAUCUCUUUAGUUCACCAAAUUUAGUCCAGUUAUCUUUUUCUUACCAUAAUUAAAGACUAGACAUGCUACCACUUUAAUAGCUUUUAUACAAUUAAAAACAUUGCUUACUCAGAAUUGAGUUUGAAUGCGGUAUUAAGUGGCAAGUAGAAUUCUUAAUAUUUAGGUGUAUUAUCGCAUCCCUAUAGAAAGAAACCUCACAUAAUAGGGAGUAGUUUGUCUCCAUUUUGGCCCGUCUUUGCGUGUCAAAGAAAUGUUCAUAGUGGACUGAAAUGACGAUAGUCAAGUUUUGAAACAUUUAUAUAAACCCAUAGUGACACCUUCUACCUUCUAGGAUCACUCCUAGAAUGAUCUGUGCCUCAUCAAUGGUGACUGCCUUGAAGAUCUCAAGGGAAUAAGGUGACAAAAGUAGGGAUAGUUACACAUUCAAAUAGAAGUGUAACUCUGUUCAAUCUGGACGACUAAGUUGCCUCUUCUAAAGAUGUGUAGUUUCUUGGGAGAAAAUUAUAAUCGAAUGAUUAAAAUUACAUUUUUAUCAACAUAAUGUUCUGGAAAAGGAAGUCCAUCAGAUUCCCACCAGUCAACUUUUAUUCACCAAACACAGGAGGUACAUUACUGCAAAUCACUAAGCGCCUUUGCAAAUAGCUCACGGUGUGCCUUCAUGGCAUGACCAUGCUGUGUGGGGUCCAGGGGCAGCAGGUGUCCUAACUGUGAGCCACACCACUGUGGGCUUGUGUGGGGAGCCCUUUCAUCAGGGGUACAGCCUGUCUUUGUUUCUGUAUGCCAAAGUGAUCGACAUAACAAAGCAGUUGCCCCCAUGAACAUGUCUUCCUGCACCUUCCACCCUCAGAUUCUGGGCCCUGUAACUCAUUUGUAAUUGUAUGUUUGCACUAGAAAUAAGUAUAUUCAGA